Messenger RNA from Macrosteles quadrilineatus (aster leafhopper), 2755 nucleotides. RefSeq names its product putative ankyrin repeat protein RF_0381. The record is from RefSeq and is a predicted model, not a curated record. Bases 240 to 2330 code for a protein of 696 amino acids. Gene Ontology annotation, molecular function: protein binding. NCBI's taxonomy places the organism in Eukaryota, Metazoa, Arthropoda, Insecta, Hemiptera, Cicadellidae. The transcript has 3 exons.
GUUGUAUUUAAUAUGGUUAACAGCUUUGGUUAUGUAAUUUUUGGUUCGGUAUCACACCGAUAAAUGUAUAAUAAUGUCAAAAACCAAAGUCGACAAGAAUUAAAAAGGCAAGGCUUUUAUUUGUGGACGUGGCUUACCUAAAACUUUAUUGAAGAGGAUGAACUACUCUAUAAGAGAAUAUUUCAGGAGGGAUUUCAAAGCUUCAAACUAACUUAGGCUACGUUUCUCUCAAAAUCUGCAUGAAGAAAAGUUUGUGUGAAUAUAUAUGUUUUAACAAGAGGCACAAAAUGGAUAAUGCUAUGCAAGUAUUCUUUGAAGCAAUUCGAAAAGGUCAAACAGACAUUGUCCAUGACUGUUUGCGGAACAAUGAUGAUCUGCUUUCCGCUGUUGAUGCAGAAGGUUUGACUCCUUUUCAACUAGCUUUCUUACAUGAUAAUGCUGAAAUAUUGGAUUUACUACUAUCCAAAGCUGCACCAAAAACUUCUUGGCAAACCCCUCUUCAUACAGCUCUAGAAAAUAACAAUCCCCAACAAUUAGAAUUUUUCUUGGCCUUAUCUCCUUCAGUUAUUAACGUACAAGAUUUAAAUGGUAACUCUCCCUUACACAUUGCCGUUAUGAAAAACAAUUGUAAAGCAUUAGAAGAACUUAUCCGUAAAGGAGCGAUCAUUGACUUACCUAACAGUCAAGGCCAGACUGCCUUACACCUUGCAGUGGAAGAGGGAUGCGUCCCUGUGAUUGAUGAACUUUUGCGUCUCGGAGCCAAUAUAAAUAUAAAUAACAAAGAAGGAAAAUCACCUUUACAUAUAGCAGUUUCUAAAAAAGUUCUUUCCGUUGUUGCCAAACUUGUACAGUCAGGGGCAGAUUUAGAAGCAAGAGACAACCUUGGGAACACUCUCAUGCACUACUCAGUAGUCUGUGGGUCGUUAGAAGUCUCAAAAUAUCUUCAUCGUGCAGGUUCUCUGGCCAGCACCAACUACAGACAACAAACUCUCAUGCAUUUCGUGUUGGAAAAACUUGAAUAUCAAAAUUGUUUGGACAUUAUCCAUUGGCUCUUCUUAAUUGAUGUUGACAUAACAGCGCAAGACGACAGAGGAGAAACUGUCUUUCACUAUGUGUCCAGGAAAGGUAACGUUAAAUACCUAAGGUGUCUGAGGUGUUUAAGAAAUGAUGUAAUUGAGUUUGAAAAACUAAUGAAGGUACAAAAUGCAGAAGGGAAGACUGCUCUUCAUUUGGCUGCAGAGUACAACUGGCCCUUGUUUAACUGGAUUUUGAGAGACAUAUCUGACUUGGAUAUAAAAGAUUUCAAAGGUGUCACUCCAUUUGAACUUUUCACUGCAGAAUAUGAUAGACUUUUUAGUGACAUGCCUUUGGUACACUAUUGUAUUAACUUUCGAUUGUUUCAAAUUUUAAAACUGGUUCUGGAUAAAAAAAAAGACAUUGAAAGGAAAUUUAAAGGUGAAACUCCACUAAUUGUUGCUGUAAAAUUGGAAAAAAUCAACGCAGUUGAUCUGCUUAUCAGUAAAGGAGCCGAUCUUAAUGCUCAAAACAAUAAAGGCCAAACUGCCCUUCAUGUUGCUGUAAAAAAAUCGUUACGAUUAGUUUUAAAAUUGGUUUGCAAAGGAGCUGAUGUCAAUAUUAAAUCCCAUCACGGCAAGACACCACUCGAUAAAGUUUUAAAACAGAAUAGGGUCGAUAUUGGUAUUUUAUCAUGUUUACUCAAUUUCGGAGCUUUAUUAGAUGAAUUUGGAUCUACCGGCGGAACUUCAUUGGAUUAUAUUUCGCCCAACACAAGAAGAAAUCAGUUAAUCAUGAAUUUAUUAAACAAACAUUUAAUAAAGCUUAAGGCUGUUGAUAUGCUGAAUAGACCAGUCGACAUUCGAUAUGAAGGAUUCGAGGAGUUUAACCAGAGGUGUCUCGAAGAAAUAAAAUGGAUGAAAAUCGAAAGAUACAAGGGAAAUUCACUGUACGAUGUGUUUUCAAAGUUAAGAAACCCUCUUUACGUUUGUAAUGAUCAACUGGAAACCAAAAUAAACUCAUUUAAAAAUUGUGACUAUGAUAACUUGCCAAUUUAUGGUCCUCUUUUGUAUCAGACAUACUUGGUAGCCAAGGAGCGUUUCACACUUCUUAAGGAUGCUCAGUGCUUUUUUAGGCUGUCGAAAUACUUUUCCAAUGCUUUAAAACUACCUAAUGAAUUAGAGAGGAUGAUAUUGACUUACCUAAGUAACGACGAUCUAAAAGUUUUGAUUGAAGCUUGCCAAUCUUCCUCCAAAGCUAGAAAACAGGCCCAAGUCCAGGCAGAGUUGGAAGAAAAAAAUUCCCCCCAUAUGUAGGUGGAGAGGGGCACAAUCUCUCCACAUAGUGCAACUCUUUGAGUUCUAAAGGUUGAUUUAUCUGACGCAAAAUUAACCUAUUCUAUUGACUUCCACUUCACUACCUAUGGGAAUAACUCAACAAGAAUAGUUGAAAUAUUUACCUGACGUGCUGAGACCUGUCUGUUGAGUUCAGACCCAUUACAUUUGGGCUUCUAUUGGACCAUUGUUGUCAGUGCAGAAACCGUUAGUUUUAAUCAAUAGCCAAGCUGCUGUUAAAAAAUGUUGCUGUAAAAAAAUCUUUAUGAUUAGUUUUAAAAUUGGUUUGCAAGGGAGCUGAUCUCAAUAUUAAAUCCCAUCACGGCAAGACACCAUUCGAUAAAGUUUUAAAACAGAAUAUUGGUAUUUUAUCAUGUUUACUCAAUUUUUGAGCUUUAAUAUAUGUA